Molecule: messenger RNA, 3500 nt
Organism: Diprion similis
Lineage: Eukaryota; Metazoa; Arthropoda; Insecta; Hymenoptera; Diprionidae
Product: protein groucho-like
Exons: 11
Coding region: 625-2994 (789 amino acids)
Biological process (GO): negative regulation of canonical Wnt signaling pathway; regulation of DNA-templated transcription
Cellular component (GO): transcription regulator complex; nucleus
Molecular function (GO): protein binding; transcription corepressor activity
Source: RefSeq, a predicted model, not a curated record
GUUGUCCCAGCGAGAGGUUGAUUCUCGCGCGUUUCACGCUCCGAGCCAGUCUAUCAUGCCCGACAAAACGAACGAGGCGCGUUAAGCCGGUGCGAGAUGAAUUGAUUGAUAUCGUUGUCGGUGGUGGUGGUUGAUGGAAUGACGAUUAUACUCGUGGACGAGGGUAGAGUCGACGAAUAUUUGAUGCGCGCGCGUGUUUUGUUAUUUACGCCGACGCGAGGCAAGUGAAGUGAGCACGAUCGUCUGUUGUUUCUUUAUUUGAUUCGGUUCCGUCGUUCCGUGUCCGAAAUGACGUACCGCGAAAGUUGGAGUGCGUCGUAAGGAUAUUAUUACUGGCCGCGUUUGAAUCUGAAGAACGCGAACGGAUCGGAGGAGAUACAGGAAUUACACCGGAUGUAAAUAACCAGCCAGAGGAGAGAAAGAGUGUCUUCGGCUGUGUGAAUGGCUCGCAGGGCCGUGAGAGUAACGAGAAAAGCAAGAUCCUCCCUUUGGAUUUUAGUGUGAUUUAUAAAAUAAAGUGCGGUGCGAGUGGUGAUGCUUGUUCUGUGAGACACAGGAUUAGCGAUUCCCUGGGGCGGGGCAGAGAGACGGGAGUGUUUUUUACGAUUGUUAAAAACCUGGAAGAUGUAUCCAAGUGCUGGAAUAAACGCCGCUGCAGUCGUCGCAGCUGCCGCCGCCAGACAUCCAGGUCCUCCGCAGCCGGGGCAGCCGUUUAAAUUCACGGUUGUAGAAUCCUGCGACAGGAUUAAGGAAGAAUUCAGUUUUCUUCAGGCGCAAUAUCACAAUAUUAAAUUGGAGCUGGAGAAACUCGCCCAGGAGAAGACGGAGAUGCAGCGCCACUACGUUAUGUACUACGAGAUGUCCUACGGAUUGAACGUCGAAAUGCACAAACAGACGGAAAUAGCGAAGAGGUUAAACGCCAUAAUCGCGCAGAUCCUACCAUUUCUCUCGCAAGAGCAUCAGCAGCAAGUAGCCACCGCCGUUGAGAGGGCGAAACAAGUAACGAUGACGGAGUUGAACGCCAUCAUCGGGCAACAGAGGCCAGACCUCCCAAGACUACUGCAACAGAUGCACGCUCAGCAGCUACCUCCUGGUGCUACGAUGGGACCUCACCCGGGGUUACCCAGUCUUCCUGGACUUGGCCCAACAGCCGGUCUUCCCGUGCCGACCUCCGCGUCGGCGGCACUUCUUGGCCUCGGUCUACCUCCUGGGGCUGGUGCGACGCCCGGUGGAAGCGCCCCUCAUCCACUCUCAAUGCUUGCUAAGCCAGAGCAUCACCGAGGACAACCCGACGACCUAAAACCCAACGGAGGCCUGAAUCCAGCCGAGGAGAGGCAUAGAAAUUCAAUAUCCCCAGCAGAAAGAGAGAAGUACAGCAGACCAAGGAGCACUCCGGAUCCACAGCAUCACGAUCACAUGCAUCUUAAAAAGAUGAAGAAGGAGCAAGACAAAGAUAUCGGGCAUCAGAGUGACGGGGAGAAAAGCGACCAGGACCUAGUGGUAGACGACGCUAGUGAGGGCCCGACGAGUCCAACGGCAAACGGCACAUCAUCACCACGAGAGAACGGCCUGGACAAGCUCGGCCCGUCUUCGGUACAGAUGAGCGGCCAGGUAAAGAAGGAAGUCCCACCACCCUCGCCGAGAAGCGGUACCAGCAGCAACGCCAGCACCCCGUCGGCGAAGAAGAUGGAGGAGCGGGAAAAGCCGCCGACGCCGAUAUCGAAACCCGUCACGCCGACGUCCGCCGGAGGCAGCAGCUCCGGAUCUGGCGGACUGAAAUCUUCCAGUUCGAGCAAACCUCUCGUUUCCGCCUCGGCUGUCGGACCUUAUCCUCAGCACUACCCGCCCCCGCAUCAUCCGCCUGCAGGACCUCACGUGGAUAUGCUCGGGUACCCGCCUGGCGCCCUCAACGGAUAUCCAGCGAGGCCGCCUCUUCAGCAAUUGUACGACCCUCACGGAGGGAUGAGAGCACCUUUGGGACCACUGGGUGUUCCGGGAGGAAAACCAGCAUACAGUUUCCAUGUAUCGAGUGAGGGUCAGAUGCAGCCAGUCCCUUUUCCCCCAGAUGCCUUGAUUGGUCCUGGCAUACCUAGGCACGCACGUCAGAUAAACACACUGACGCAUGGAGAGGUUGUCUGUGCAGUGACGAUCUCCAAUCCUACAAAGUAUGUCUAUACCGGAGGUAAAGGAUGUGUCAAGGUGUGGGACAUUAGCCAGGGGGUUAGUGGAAGCGCAAAACCAGUGUCGCAGCUGGACUGUCUGCAGAGGGACAACUACAUCAGAUCAGUAAAACUCCUCCCAGAUGGACGGACAUUGAUCGUUGGUGGAGAAGCGAGUAAUCUCAGCAUAUGGGAUUUGGCGAGUCCCACACCCCGCAUCAAGGCUGAACUCACCUCCUCCGCGCCAGCCUGCUACGCCUUAGCCAUUUCCCCAGAUUCCAAGGUCUGCUUCAGCUGCUGCAGCGAUGGAAACAUUGCAGUCUGGGAUCUGCAAAACCAGACACUGGUUCGGCAGUUCCAGGGACACACGGACGGUGCUUCGUGUAUCGACAUCUCCGCCGAUGGCUCAAAACUUUGGACCGGAGGUUUAGAUAAUACUGUAAGAUCCUGGGACCUCCGCGAGGGCAGACAACUCCAGCAGCACGACUUCACAUCUCAGAUAUUCUCCCUCGGUUACUGUCCAUCUGGAGAGUGGCUUGCCGUUGGAAUGGAGAAUUCAAACGUGGAAGUUCUCCAUGCCACGAAACCGGACAAGUACCAGCUACAUCUUCACGAGUCCUGUGUUCUAUCUCUUCGGUUCGCAUCCUGUGGAAAGUGGUUUGUGUCUACUGGAAAGGACAACCUUCUGAAUGCCUGGCGCACACCUUAUGGAGCUUCUAUUUUCCAGUCAAAGGAAUCAUCCUCCGUGUUGAGCUGCGACAUAUCUACGGAUGACAAGUACAUCGUUACCGGUUCUGGCGACAAGAAAGCAACGGUCUAUGAAGUAAUAUACUAGGUGCGCAAUUGACCGCAAAAAGCUUGUUAAUACAUACUUAAGAUGUACGCUUGUUAAGAAUAUUUAUGAAAUUAAUAUACUUAGUGAAACCCCCAUUGCCAGAAAAAUUUGAUCUGCUACGAUUGUGAAAACUAUAUGCAUUAAAAAACGCAAUUCAGCUGUCGAAUGAAUUCCACAGACUAAAUUGUAAUAUAGCAAUCAACUCCUGUCUGAUUCACCCUAACUCCGAAUUAUAGGAACUAUCAUUCGACUAAUAAUUAUGUAGUAGAACAAAGUCGUAAAAUUUUUGGUGAAUCGCUUUGUGCAAGCAAAUGGCGCCAUAAUUAACCCGAAUUACGGACUGAUUAAAGUAUGGAAGAAUUAGAUUUUAGGAACUAAAGUUAUAUUAAAUAUACAUUGAAGACGUAACAAUAGAUAUUUAAGAUUGUAUAGACACCUAAUCUUAUAAGUAGAGAAUGAAAUGUAUGACGAGUUAUUAUUAUUAUUCUUAUUAUUAUCAAAAUUAU